Molecule: messenger RNA, 1174 nt
Organism: Fomitopsis serialis
Lineage: Eukaryota; Fungi; Basidiomycota; Agaricomycetes; Polyporales; Fomitopsidaceae
Exons: 12
Biological process (GO): medium-chain fatty acid catabolic process; medium-chain fatty acid biosynthetic process
Molecular function (GO): acetylesterase activity; monoacylglycerol lipase activity
Source: RefSeq, a predicted model, not a curated record
AGUGAUCUAUCACCGUUAUGUACUGUCUGUUUUGCACCCUCACCCCGACGUCCACGCACCUCGCAGUCAUGAUAUAAUCUUCACGCUCCAAACGUAUGCUUUCAACCAUUGUCUUCGGUUUGACCGUCCUGGGAUUCGGGGCAUGGGUCGCGGUAAACCACCGGCACCAUACGACCUAUUACCGCCCGGCGUUGUACAUCGCAGACAAGGGAGCGGUCAUAGAAGUGAAGGACGCGGGCGGAAGGACCAAGACGAGACAGAAGACGUUACGCGAUUUAAUAGAACAGAGAUGUCCGAGUUCCUCAGAGACUUCAGGCCGCGGCCAUCUACAGACCGCAUACUCCGUGGUUGAGUACGACAGGACUCUUCUACGCACUCGGGACGGCGGAACUCUACUUUACACCGCUGAGAGCACACGGAAGCUCCCAGAAAAACCCGUCCUGUUCAGGUCUCAUGAAGCCUAUGCCGUAGAUGACGGAGGACUGGGAUACCGUGCGAUCGUGGUGAACUUCCGAGGAUGCGCGGGCGUCCCGGUAACAAGCCCCCAACUGUAUUCUGCGGGGCAUACAGAGGACAUCCGUGCGGCGAUGUUCUACAUUCGAAGACGCUAUCCGAAGGCACCUCUCCUUGGCCUAGGAUUUUCGCUAGGAGCGAACGUGCUGACUAGAUACGUCGCGGAAGAAGGCGACGACUGCAGGCUUGCUGCUGCGUGCGUUAUAGCUUGCCCAUGGGACUUGGUAACGAACAGCGAAGCUUUGGAAGGCACUGCCGUCGUCAAACGUCACGCCGCUGCUCUGAGCACGCCUCCCUCACACCCCGUCGCCCAGGCGGUCGCCCCGACGCUCGCACUGCAGUCGCCCACACUCGAGACUUUCGACGAGACGUUCAACCGCAUCGCUGGCGGGUCCUCACCUCCCUUCCCCUUCCCAAGCGCGCGCGCGUACUACACCUGGGCCUCGUCGCACACGACGCUCCGCGCGGGGCGGACACCUCGGUGGUUCGAGAGCGGUGCGGAUGGGGCGAUCAGGAGGUGGUUCACCCGGCCUGUGCUGGAGUGGCUUGAGGCGGUCGGGCGGGACAUGGUCGUGCGGGCGCGGCCCGGUAAGCCGCUGAGAGAGGUGGAUGGAUUCUUGAUGGAGGUGGGGCGAGACGAUGUCGGCUGCAAGAGGCUGAA